Silurus meridionalis is the source of this 1982-nucleotide messenger RNA. RefSeq names its product transmembrane protein 30Aa (gene cdc50aa). NCBI's taxonomy places the organism in Eukaryota, Metazoa, Chordata, Actinopteri, Siluriformes, Siluridae. The record is from RefSeq and is a predicted model, not a curated record. The transcript is spliced from 8 exons. Gene Ontology annotation, biological process: phospholipid translocation. Gene Ontology annotation, cellular component: endoplasmic reticulum; plasma membrane; Golgi apparatus. Bases 57 to 1220 code for a protein of 387 amino acids.
CUGCCUCGUAGAGCUUCAAGGGGAACAGCAGUCCCAUUUACCGGGAAAGUUAAUUCAUGGUGACUCCAUUUAGAUCUCGACAAUGCACAGGCAUUAAAAGAUCGGACGUAGCCAUGAUGGCGUCCGGCUACAACGCGAAGGAAGAGGACGGCCACCGCUCAGGAUCAGCGGCUGCAGGUGGGCCGAGUGCUGAGAAGAGUCAGAAACCGGAUAACACGGCUUUUAAACAGCAGCGCCUUCCAGCCUGGCAGCCCGUCCUUACAGCCGGGUCCGUGCUGCCUGCUUUCUUCAUCAUCGGCUGCCUCUUCAUCCCGAUCGGUAUCGGUCUCUUCGUCACGUCCAACACCGUCAAAGAAAUCGAGAUCGAUUACACCGGUGUUGAAAAAAGCAGCCCAUGCUUCAGCUGCUCGCAGCCCUAUGGUUUGAACUACUCAUGCAAAUGCUCUGUCCCUUUCACACUCUCAGAGUCAUACGAGGGCAAUGUCUUUAUGUACUACGGACUGUCCAACUUCUAUCAAAAUCAGAGACGUUAUGUCAAGUCAAGAGAUGACAAGCAGCUAAAUGGAAACUUGUACGCUUUAACUAAUCCCAGCAAAGAGUGUGCACCGUACAACUCAAAUAACGGCGUGCCUAUUGCACCAUGUGGUGCUAUUGCCAACAGUCUUUUUAAUGACACAUUUGAGCUGUUUUUUGUCCAAGACAAUGGGAAUAAAACCCGCAUUCCACUCAUUAAAAAGGGCAUUGCCUGGUGGACUGACAAGUAUGUUAAGUUCAGAAACCCUAGUGGAGACAACCUUACAGCAGCAUUUCAAGGUACUGCCCCACCUCUCAAUUGGCACAGGGCUGUCUAUGAGCUGGAUCCCACUGACCCGGACAACAAUGGUUUUAUGAAUGAGGACUUUAUUGUGUGGAUGAGAACAGCUGCUCUCCCCACCUUCAGGAAGCUGUACCGUGUCAUUCAGAAGAAUAGGGACAGCAUGACUCCAACACUUCCUCGAGGGAACUACACACUGGAAGUCACAUACAACUACCCGGUAGUUAGUUUCGAUGGCCGCAAACGCAUGAUCCUCAGCACCAUCACCUGGAUGGGUGGGAAGAACCCAUUCCUGGGCAUCGCGUACAUCACUGUGGGUUCUAUCUGCUUCGUCCUGGGUCUGGUGCUUCUGGUUAUUCACUAUAAAUAUGGCAGCCGCAACAACAACGCUGACAUCCCCAACUAGACUCUCAAGUUUUGGACCUGUUGCAUAAUGGUCUUUUGCUGCCGACCUUUUGCCCUUAACUAAUACAAGAUUUUUAUCCUGUAUGCAAACACGGUAUCCGAAAAGAUAUCUUAGUUCUAUUACUGAUAUUUUCAUGUUUGUGCUCCGUGUUUUGAGUAUAUGUAUUGUAAUUGAAGGACAUGUUUCAGUAAUGUUUGUCAUUAUUGUUCAAUUUAGAUUUUUAAGUAAUAUAUCAUGUGGUCGAUCACUAGCAUGAAGGAACCUUGAGAUCUGGUAACACUGCAAAAUGGAGUUGAAGUGUUUGUAGUAGACAAUAUGAAUCACACUGUGCAGUGGUAAUAGAUUCAUGAGAGGGAACACUAAAGAUUGGAUUCCGGUUCAUUUUCCGUUAUUUUGCCAGUUAUUUUAGCAAUGAAAGACUGCUAGGGAACACGGUAUUCUACUAAAGUGUUCCAGUAUGAAACAGAUUACAGACUGUUAUAGAUUUAAUUUAAAUAUGUGCACAUACUCUUAUCCUAACCUUGAAGGAAUCUUCUAAGUAAGUUAUAUGUGAGUCAGUUUGAACUUGUGCAUCAUCUUUGAAGCAUGCAUGUUUGUUAAUGUUAUGUCAUUUAUUCAUUAGUGCUUAAUUUAAGAAACCGAGCACUGCUUGGGAUUUCUGCCUUUGUUCCAGACUAUGCUGUACCUCUUUCCACUUUGACCAAAGAUAUGCUGUAGACUUACUCUCUGUCUGCAAAUAAAUCUAUUAUUUUAUUUCUUGAA